GUAAAAAAUAAUUUAUUGUUAUUUUCCCAUUUUCUCAAGGAAUAAUCUUAAAUUAUGUGUAUAGUUUUCGGUUAAAAAGUGGUAAAAAUACGAAGAUUUCGAUUCAACUUUAUUGAGGACUUCAGAACCAUGGACCCGUAUGGGAGUGUACCGGUCUUUAUAGACGUGGAACGAGCACCCGACCGGUAUAUUCUUGCCCAAGGAAUAUGCCAGAACCUGAUUCAAGACAAAGUGGAGACCAGCACCGGGGAAAGCCACGCAUAUGAUUCAGGAACAAGCCAGUUCCCUCCAACGGCGCAUCAACCAACUCAAGCUUCAAGCCAAGCUUUGGCUUCAAGCCAAGAAAUGCCGGCAACUCAAAAUGAAGCCGGUCAAAGUGAAGCUAAAAAGCCGAGUGGGAGGAAGGCUGCGUCAGAGAAAGCGGACGAGGCAGACUUGGCGCCGGUGCCGCGUCGGAUACGGUGCCCUGAGUGUCAGCGCUACACCGCAGAAAACGAGGAAAAAAUGCUACGUCACAUAAAAAAGGUCCAUAAAGGCGAAAACCCCUUCCAAUGCUACAUGUGCGACUACAGCACAUACAAUAAAAGUCUAUUCGAGGAACACGUUCGCAUCCACCAAGGAAUUAAACCCUUCAAAUGCUCCCAAUGCGAUUACAAGAGCGCAUCAAAGAAAAACUUAAAGAAACACGAAUUGAUCCAUAGACCAAACAACCCACUGAAAUGUAAGCAAUGCGAUUUCAUAGGCAGACAUUCAAAAGCCCUCAAAAGACACGAAGAAACUCACACGGACGCUGAUUGGCUAAAAUUUGACAGCUGCAAAUUCCAAUUUCAAGAUUUGGUCGCGUUCAAAAAACACGAACGCACCCAUAAGUUUAAAUGUAAAGAUUGCGAUUUCAAAAGCUGUUCGAGGCCGUUUUUAAAACGGCAUAUGGUUAAAGAGCACGGUGUGGCAGACGAUAAUGUCAAAUGGGGCAGUUUUAACUGUCAGAUCUGUGGUUGGACUUCUAGUGCGAUGGCGAAGAUUUUGCUGCAUUUGAUACAUCACCCUAAGCAGGAGGUUGAUGAAAGUGUUAUAGAUAUAAGUAUUUUGAGGAAGCAUGGUAUAAUGGGGUGAGAUC
Cydia splendana is the source of this 1117-nucleotide messenger RNA. Its product is annotated as zinc finger protein 648-like. Gene Ontology annotation, biological process: regulation of transcription by RNA polymerase II. Lineage: Eukaryota; Metazoa; Arthropoda; Insecta; Lepidoptera; Tortricidae. The record is from RefSeq and is a predicted model, not a curated record. The transcript has 5 exons. Gene Ontology annotation, molecular function: DNA-binding transcription factor activity, RNA polymerase II-specific; RNA polymerase II transcription regulatory region sequence-specific DNA binding. Bases 130 to 1113 code for a protein of 327 amino acids.